Acanthamoeba castellanii str. Neff is the source of this 1146-nucleotide messenger RNA. RefSeq names its product DnaJ domain containing protein. Gene Ontology annotation, cellular component: cytoplasm; nucleus. The transcript has 3 exons. Bases 1 to 1146 code for a protein of 381 amino acids. The record is from RefSeq and is a predicted model, not a curated record. Gene Ontology annotation, molecular function: heat shock protein binding. Lineage: Eukaryota; Discosea; Longamoebia; Acanthamoebidae.
AUGGAGAAGGACGUGCAGACUCUGACUGCCCGUUUCGAGGAGGGGGAAUGCUUUUACGCAAUCCUCAGCGUGAAGAAGGAUGCAUCUGCCACUGAAAUCAGGAAGGCCUACCACAAAUUGGCCCUCCAGUUCCACCCGGACCGAGUGCAAGGUGACGACGCGGCCCGGGCCAGGGCCAAGAGCGAGUUCCAGACCCUGGGGCGCAUCUACGAGACCCUCAGCGUGGAAGAGAAGCGAAAGUUCUACGAUGAGACGGGCUCGAUAGAGCAUGACGAUUUCCUAUCGAGUAGCGAGGACAAGAAUUGGGAUGAGUACUGGCGCCUGCUCUUCAAGAAGGUCACCUCCGAUGACAUCGAGAACUACGCCAAGUCGUUUAAGGGUUCAGAGCUAGAGGCUUCCGACGUCAAGCAGGCCUAUGUCGAUCACGAGGGCAACAUGGAGCGCAUCAUUGACACGGUGGUGCUGAGCAGCUGGGACGACGAAGACCGGUUCCGUGCCAUCAUCGACGCUGCGAUCAAGGCGGGCGAGGUACCGACCUUUGACGAGUACGAGGCGAGCGCGAAGAAGAAGCAGAACAAGAAGCGCACCACCGCCGCGGCCAGACGGCGCAAGGCGCAGGAGGAGGAAGAGGCCAAGGAGGCCGAGGAGCUCGCGCAGAAGAUGGGCCUCAGGGCGGGCGGCAAGAAGGGCGGCGAUGACGCGCUCAAGCAGAUGAUCCUUCAGAACAAGGGCAAGUCAGAGACACGCUUCAACUCGGUCAUCGCCAACUUGGAGGCCAAGUACGGCGGCAAGAAGGAGACCAAGAAGAAGGGAGCCGGACGCAAAGGCAAGAAGCAACAACAACAAGAAGAGGAGGAACUCAACGACGAGCCAACAGAAGAGGAAUUCCUUGCGCUGCGGAAGAAGCUCGAGGAGAAGAAGAGCAAACCGGAAGAGAAGGCGAGAAGCCGAAAGAAGAGGAGGAUCGAGCAGGACGACGAGGAGGUGGAACUCCACGAUGACAACGAGCCAACGGAAGAGGAGUUUGAACAGGCGAGGAAGCGGCUGGAGGAGCAGAGGAAGACCAAGGCAGCAGCCGCCACCAAGAAGACCACCCAGCGCGGCGCCGCCAAGACCGGCGCCAGGGGUGGUAAAGGCAGGAAGUAA